UGUUCUGCUCGGCGUCCAUUCAGUUUAUUGGUGUAGAUUGAUUCGUGACAGCAGCGAGAGCUUCAUUUUUCUUCCUCAAACACUCAAACAUCUACAUUCAAGAUGAAAGAUGUCAUCGGAUACCUCAAACAACAGCAGAGCAAGAGCCCGACGCCUGAGAUGGCCUCGGAGUGGCACUCACUGGAGGAUCUGUACAACAGAAAAUUGUGGCAUCAGUUGACUCUGAAGUUGACCGUCUUUGUGCUGGACCCCUAUUUCUCCAAAGGGGACACUCUCAUUCAGCUCUAUGAAAACUUCCUCAGUGAUUUCGAACACAGCUCCUCAAAGCCUGAUCUUGCAGCUCAAGAGGCCAAACUCAUGCAGAAGAUCCAGUUACUCUGUGUCAUGGAGAUGACUUUCACACGGCCAGCCAAUCACAGGCAGCUGACGUUCCAGGAAAUUGCACAGAGUGCAAAAAUCCAAGUGAAUGAGGUGGAGCUGUUGGUGAUGAAAGCUCUGUCUGUUGGACUGAUCAAGGGAAGCAUCGACGAGGUGGAGCAUAAAGUGCACAUGACUUGGGUUCAGCCCAGAGUACUGGAUGUGCAGCAGAUUAAGGGCAUGAAGGAUCGUCUGGACUUCUGGUGUGGGGAUGUUAAGAACAUGGCCAUAUUGGUGGAACACCAGGCUCAGGACAUCCUCACUUAGAAAUGUCCUUCACACUGUCUGUCCCAUCCAAAUGUUCCCUUGCGUUGCAUUCUCCCUGAGUCUUGAUUCUUUAUGUGAUAUGUGUAUCUUUAUGUCAUUAAAGCAACUUGUUUUCACA
Sinocyclocheilus grahami is the source of this 802-nucleotide messenger RNA. Its product is annotated as 26S proteasome non-ATPase regulatory subunit 13-like. Gene Ontology annotation, biological process: ubiquitin-dependent protein catabolic process. Gene Ontology annotation, molecular function: structural molecule activity. The record is from RefSeq and is a predicted model, not a curated record. NCBI's taxonomy places the organism in Eukaryota, Metazoa, Chordata, Actinopteri, Cypriniformes, Cyprinidae. Gene Ontology annotation, cellular component: proteasome regulatory particle, lid subcomplex; nucleus; cytosol. The transcript has 7 exons. The coding region runs from base 103 to 684 and encodes 193 amino acids.